UUUUAAGGGGUGGAUCCGUACCUCCGAAUCUGAAGUUGGAUCCGAUAUCAUCGGAUAUUUCGGGUACCCGUUGCAGCCCUAAUUAGCAUUGUUAACAUUCUCCAGCAGAGUUGUCGUUCGUGCCUCAACAUACAACAAUGGCCGCGCCCAAGAGAAAAUUGUUCACACUCGUGUCAAAACUUUCUUACAGCAUACAUCGGCUUGUUUGGCUAUUUAGAAACUGUCAUUUAGGAUAAAUGUGUUAUUUAUUUAACUAAAUCUCCGCUAAUGUCAACAAUGGAUUGAAUUCGAAGGAUAUAUUCGAUGUGAAUGCAGGACUUUCUGGAUCUUGACAGCUUGACGCGGCAAAACUGAAAAAAGUUGUUAGAGGGUCGUGUCGAGCCAACUAAAGGAUUACGCUAUGAAAUGAGAAGUAAUUGGAACAGGUGGAGUGAAGCAAGGUAUUCCUUGGAGGUCUGGAGAGGAGCUCUGAAGAAAAUUGAAGGUCACCAGGGAAUGGGCGUGGUGUCCUACUUCACCUUCCUGAGAUGGCUGUUCCUCCUCAACUUCUUCAUCUUCCUCCUCAUCUUCUGGGUGAUCACGUUCUUCCAGGUGGCCUUCAAAGCCACAACUGUGUACGACACCGAUCUGAUUGGCUCAGACUCGAAGUUCAAUACAACAAUUGCAGAGACGUGUUCGGCGUCAUAUACUACCAAUAUUUCCUCGGAUGCUUUGACCCUUAUUCUGGACUUCUUCCAGGGAACGGGAUGGAUGGAGGAUACAGCAAUGUUCAACGGCUUUUACACGGACAAGAAAUUGGAGCUGGCUGCCUCCAACUACAACAUGCCUCUUGCCUACUUCCUGGUUACGGUUGCCGUGAUGCUCAUCAGCCUCGUUGUCAUGGUGCACAACACACUUUUCAAUGUCAAGAACACAGUGAUGCCUAAGGAAAACGCCUACAAGGUCAACGAUUGCAAUGCCAAAAACACAGUGAUGCCUGAGGAAAACACUUCCAAGGUCAACGAUUGCAAUGCCAACAACACAGUGAUGCCUAAGGAAAACGCCUCAAAGGUCAACGAACGCAAUGAAGCACGGAGCGUAUAUUCUCAUCUAGAGUUCGUGAAUGCAGUAUUUGCAGGCGUGGAUUUCAACAUUGCACAGUCGGAAUCAAUGAAAUUUAAACAGAAGAGCAUCCGCCUGGGACUGGUGUCUGAGUUGCAAGAACAGCGACAUAAGAAGGAGAAGAAGAACCGCACGAGCGAAGAGAAGUACAACGUGUACACGGCGCGCUUCUUUGUCAACUUCAUUAUCAUUCUGAUGCUUGGUGGGGCAGGGGUAGCCAUCUACUACGCUGAGGAGUACUCUGCAGAUUUCACCACCCAGUCGGAUGUGGCGACUAAUAACCACUCCCUGGUUAUCCUUCUGGUACAGUUUCUGCCCUCCAUUGUGAUUGGUGUUCUAAACGGGGCCUACCCUGUCAUCUUUGGUCACCUCGGGAAGUUGGAGGGUUGCCGUCCAGCUACAGCUAUCCGUUUUCAGCUCAUCAGGAUGGUGUUUCUGCGACUGGCCUCUAUAGUGAUGAUAGUUGCCUCCCUUUACGUGCAGAUCACAUGCAGCUCGGACCUGAACAGCUGCCGUGUGGGAGAUGGCAACCCAUGUGCUGCUAUCCAGUGUUGGGAGACGUAUGUAGGGUCAGCCUUCUACAAGCUGAUCGUCUUUGACUUCAUAAUCAACGUGGCAGUCACACUCGGGGUGGACGGACUCAGAAAAUUGAUAUCCUCCAAGUGCCAAUGCAGCCUUGUUAAAACAAUCGCGCAGUCAGAAUUUAAUCUUCCGAGUAAUAUUCUUGAUCUAGUUUACUCUCAAACACUGCUAUGGAUUGGUAUCUAUUUUGCUCCACUCAUUUCUGCUGUUAGCGUCGUAUGCUACUUCACGAUCUUCUACGUCAAAUACCUGUCAGCGAUGUACUUAACAGUUCCACCUGAGAAACCAUACCCGGCCUCCAAAUCAAACUCAUUCUUCACAAUUAUCCUCAUGGUGGCCUUCUUCAUGAUUUGUGUGCCUGUAGGCUACGUUUUGUCCAACCUGGAACCGUCGCCCAUGUGUGGUCCAUUCAGAGUGUACAGUGCCCCGGCAGACAUUAUCAGAGUACAGAUAGAUAACGCCUCCUUCUGGUUCUCUGUCAUAUGGAGAGUGGGGACAUCGUCAGCAUUUGUGGCGACUCUAAUCAUACUGUUGAUCCUGCUUGUGUACUACUGCACAGCCCUCAAGUCUGCCCACAAGGACAUGAUGAAAGAUCAAUUAAAGCUCGAGGGCAUGGACAAGAAGUACCUGUUUGCUCGCAUUAACGAGCUAGGGGGCACACCAACAGAAAGUGUCGCCGCAGAACGUUCAAGUGGCGACAGCAUCUCCAUCCAAUCAGAGACAGAAGUAUAGAAUGGUGUCACGUUAGGCCAGCAUUGAAUUUAAUCUGAUAACACUAUGGUCUAAAAUGGGUUAUUUUUGAGUGUUUUUUUUUCAAUUAUUUAAAUGCAGUUGAUUUAUAUAAUUAUAUUUUUUAAAUGAUGAUGGUCUAUAAAUAUGCAACUCAUUUACUCUCAGGCAUUUACUACUGUAAUACCAUUUAAUUGUACUGAGUUACACGGUUAUAUCAAAUAUUAAU
Molecule: messenger RNA, 2641 nt
Organism: Dreissena polymorpha
Lineage: Eukaryota; Metazoa; Mollusca; Bivalvia; Myida; Dreissenidae
Product: transmembrane channel-like protein 7
Exons: 15
Coding region: 406-2415 (669 amino acids)
Cellular component (GO): plasma membrane
Molecular function (GO): mechanosensitive monoatomic ion channel activity
Source: RefSeq, a predicted model, not a curated record